AGAGGUCCGGGGCGCCCAGCCAGCACCCGCCACUCCCGGCUCCACUCCGCUCCUUCGCGUCUCCGCCGCCCGUCCUCUCCUUUUUCUCCAGCCGUCCGUCCCGUCGGUCUCCCCAGCCGCCGCCGCCAUGGAAGCCAUCAAGAAAAAGAUGCAGAUGCUGAAGCUGGACAAGGAGAACGCGAUAGACCGAGCCGAGCAGGCGGAGGGGGACAAGAAGCAGGCGGAGGACCGGUGCAAGCAGCUGGAGGAGGAAAAGCAGGGCCUGGAGAAAAAGCUGAAAGGAACCGAGGAUGAAGUGGAGAAAUACUCCGAAGCGGUCAAGGAAGCCCAGGAGAAGCUGGAGAUGGCCGAGAAGAAGGCGGCCGACGCUGAGUCAGAUGUGGCAUCUCUGAACCGUCGUAUCCAGCUGGUGGAAGAGGAGCUGGACCGAGCACAGGAGCGCCUGGCCACCGCGCUGCAGAAACUGGAGGAGACGGAGAAGAUGGCUGAUGAGAGCGAGAGAGGCAUGAAGGUCAUCGAAAACCGAGCCAUGAAGGACGAGGAGAAGAUGGAACUACAGGAGAUGCAGCUGAAGGAGGCCAAGCACAUCGCUGAAGAGGCAGACCGCAAAUAUGAAGAGGUGGCCCGUAAGCUGGUGAUCCUGGAGGGGGAUCUGGAACGCUCUGAGGAGAGGGCAGAGGUGGCCGAGAGCCGUGUGAGGCAGCUGGAAGAGGAGCUCCGUACUAUGGAUCAGGCCCUCAAAUCCUUGAUGGCUUCAGAGGAAGAGUAUUCCACCAAGGAGGAUAAAUACGAGGAGGAGAUAAAGCUGCUGACAGACAAGCUGAAAGAGGCUGAGACUCGGGCAGAAUUUGCUGAGAGGUCUGUGGCAAAGCUGGAGAAAACCAUUGAUGAUUUAGAAGACGAGGUCUAUGCCCAGAAGAUGAAGUACAAGGCCAUCAGUGAGGAGCUGGACAAUGCGCUGAAUGACAUCACCUCCCUCUGAGCCCCAGCACGGCUGCACUGCCCUGCCCUGCCCAGACACCCCUUGAGCACCCCCUCCUUUUGCAGAUGCCUUGUCAGCUCUCUCCCCCUCCCCAUACUUCUCCACCCCGGGGGAGAAUGGGCCGAGGGGGGGUUUCCAUGGAGGGAGUGGGGCUUUUCUAUGCCCAAGUGCCUUAGGGCUGCACUAUUGGGGGGCUGGCUGUGCUAAGAAAGCAGCCUGCCUUAUGUAGGGUGGGGGACUCGCUGGCCAGGGAAAGGCCCCUGCCUGGGUGGGACGGGAGGGCCACAGACCCCAGACCCCUACUGGACCCUCCUGGCUCUGCUUGUUCGUCCCCCUUGCCUGUCUUCCACAGUGCCUUCCACGUUCUGUUCUCAUCUUCUUCAUUUCAAUAAACAUCUCUCAAGCUCUCCUUC
Crotalus tigris (Tiger rattlesnake) is the source of this 1395-nucleotide messenger RNA. It is a transcript of the gene TPM2, whose product is annotated as tropomyosin 2. Lineage: Eukaryota; Metazoa; Chordata; Lepidosauria; Squamata; Viperidae. The record is from RefSeq and is a predicted model, not a curated record. Gene Ontology annotation, biological process: actin filament organization; muscle contraction. The coding region runs from base 128 to 982 and encodes 284 amino acids. The transcript has 9 exons. Gene Ontology annotation, cellular component: actin filament. Gene Ontology annotation, molecular function: actin filament binding.